Ictidomys tridecemlineatus (thirteen-lined ground squirrel) is the source of this 1595-nucleotide messenger RNA. It is a transcript of the gene Nudt19, whose product is annotated as nudix hydrolase 19. Gene Ontology annotation, cellular component: mitochondrion. Gene Ontology annotation, molecular function: hydrolase activity, acting on acid anhydrides, in phosphorus-containing anhydrides. The record is from RefSeq and is a predicted model, not a curated record. Lineage: Eukaryota; Metazoa; Chordata; Mammalia; Rodentia; Sciuridae.
UGGAGCGCCUGGCUCACGCCGUUCGGGCGCGGUGGCAGUCGGCGCUUCGACACGGCAUUCUUCCUGUGCUGCCUGAGCGAGCCGCCGCCGGUCUAUCCCGACCUGUCGGAGGUGGUGGGCUGUCAGUGGUCUUCUCCAUCAGAGGCAACUAAAAGUUUCAUAUCAAAAGAAAUUUGGCUGGCGCCCCCACAGUUCUACGAAGUAAGACGACUUGAAAACUUUGCCUCUCUGUCUGACCUGCAUAAAUUUUGUUUGGAUCGUGCCUUAGAAGAGGUUGAACGGUGGCUGCCGAUUACAUAUUUAACUGCUGAUGGGAUGCUCCAGCUUUUACCUGGAGAUGAGCUGUACCUAGAAGAUUCAGACUAUGUAGAAAAGUCUUUGUCUACUGAAAAAACAACUAAAGAAAUCAUGAAGGAAGGCAAGAAAUUUCACCGAAUAGUGAUACACAAUCGCCAUCUUUAUGAGGUCCAUGUGACUGUUCAGUCAAAGUGUAAACAUGUUUAUCCUAAGAACUACAUAAUAAGUAAGAGCCAUUUGUAGGGAGCUACUUCUAAAUUGGUUGACUAAAGUUGUUUGAAAAUUAUAUAACUUGGUGCCUGUGCAAGCUAUCAUGGUGUGUUUCUUCUUUUAAGUGUGUUGUGGAGCUCUCUUGCUUAUUUUAUUCUUUUAAUCAUUCAGUAUGCAGUGAGUAUAAAAUUGAUAUGUUACCAAAAUGAGAAAAAAAAAGUCACAAGGGGCCCUACUUCUGUAUUGUUUUAUUAGCCUAAAAGUUUAAAUAAGAUGUUCUAUUGCCAUUGUUUCAAUUGUCUCACAUAUUAGCAUUUUUCCUGAUGUGCUUUGGAAGUUGAACCAUGAAUUUCUUAGACUUUCUGCUGAAAUUAAUUUAAGAGUGCCUGACUGGAUGGCAAACACUAGACUGAGACACCCUUCAAGUGAUAAUGCCAUUGUUUUCUUGCUAUUGUCUUUAGCUUGAUUACUAAGAUCCAAUCUGUUUAAAACCAAGUGGCAUUAGUAUAAUAUAUUAUGUUUUCCAAAUUGGAAAUCUAUUUUAGUUAAUAUUUUAAAGAAGUAUGAAGCCAUACAAACCUAUCAACUUUUUAUGUUAUUAAGUGCUGGUUAAUAAAUACAGAGAGAGAAUGUUAAAUUAGGUUUAUUUUCAGUAUGGUUAAUAUAGAUAGUGUUUUCACUUCCUUUAAAGAGGUAUAAUUUUUUUGCUGAUUAAAGGUGGGAAUUAAUAGUUAAAAACACCAAUUCUUUUUCAUUAUAUUUGACUAUAUUAUGCAUAACACAAUAGAUUUCUUAUUUUCUGAAAUUUCUUAGUUUUUCUAACAACCAAAUAAAGGCAAUGAUAAAACUUAUGUGUAUUAUUUAAUCCUGAUUAGAGGAAUGUAUCUAGAGCAGUGGUUCUCUACCUGGGCACUUUGGCCCUUGGGUCAACUGGCUAUUUUAGGCAUUUCUGUUUGUCACAACUGAGGAGGGGAUACUACCACCAUCUAGUGGAGAGAGACCAGGGAUGCAGUUAAAUAACCGGCCUGAGACAAAGAGUUGUCUGGCCAAGGCUGAGAAACACUGAUUUCAAGUCAAUUUUACUUGUU